This is a messenger RNA of Chara braunii, 3140 nucleotides long. The record is from the annotation of a GenBank genome assembly. Lineage: Eukaryota; Viridiplantae; Streptophyta; Charophyceae; Charales; Characeae.
GCGAUAUUGACUGGCCUGUUGGUGGGUUGGUGGGCAAUACAAUGGAUAGGCGCACGAUGCCAUGUCCGUCGCACGGCACGAACCGACACCCAAAGGACGCAGAAGCUUAUGAUGGCAUGGAUCGAGGGAGAGGAAGGGUACGCCGAUCCGGCGUCCCAGGCACGGCGGACCAUAUGAUGGUAUGGUCCGGCGUCACUGGGACGCCGGACCAUACCAUCAUAUGGUCCGGCGUCACUGGGACGCCGAAUCAUACCAUCGUGGGGUCCGGCGUCGCCGGGACGCCGGACCAUACCAUCAUAUGGUCCGCCCUUCAUUGUGUGAAGGGCCACAUGACGAGAAGGUCCGGUGCCACGGGCGUGCCGUGUCAUGUCUCGCCCUGCCAUAUCGUCCCGGGUCGCGUAUGGUGUUGUUCAUUGCGGUGCUUGCGCGAUGUUGCGAAUGAGUGCGUUGGUUUGUCCGAUGGUGAUGGGUUUGUCGGUCUAUUCGCAGGUGAUAAACAUGGUGGAUGUGGAGAAGCCACAUGGUCCAGUAUGUUCGUGCGUUCGUUGAUCUUGAAUCCAUCUCAGCGUCUUGUUGGGUUUUCGAAAGACGAACCACCGGUUCGCGUAUGGCGACGCGACACCCGGGGUGGUACCUCCACUAAGCCAUAUUCGAAGGAGGAGGAGGAGAAGAUGGCCACCAUUCUGAGGGAAAGAAAAGAGAAGAAAGGGGCCAAGAAGAAGGCCCUACAGGAGGAGCAGGCGGCCAAGUUGAAGAAGAUAGAGGAAGAGAUGGCCAGAGAAAAGGGGAGAAUAAAGAAAGAAGAAGAGGAAAAGUUGAAAGAGGUGGAAGAGAAAGAGGAGGAAGAUGAAACGCCACUGCAAAGGAAGAGAGGGCAGUACAGUGGCAACAGAGAUGAUGAGAUGGAGAAAUGGAUUUCGGAGUGGGUCGCCAACUUAUCCCUGGGCGAAGAAGAAGAAGUGGCRAUGUAUAUCCCCAAGGAUGAUCAGGAAGCCGCUAUGAAAGCUUGGGACGCAGAAGAAGAUGUCAUAAAGCGGCAAGCGAUGGAAGAUGAGAAGAGGAUGGAGUGGAAACUGGCAGUGAUGACGGAGAAGAAGAGGAGAGUGGACGCGGCAGCAGAUGCGGCGGAGGAAUUGGAGGAGGACUUUGCUCGCGAAUUAGGGGGAGCUGUAGGAGCCGAGGUGGGCCAUCGCCUCGACAAGACUGAGCGGUUUUGUGUUGGCGCCAUUGAAGGCGUCAAGGCGGCAGCUCCCAAGGAGGAAGAAACACAUCCUCGCCGGGAGCCGGUCAAAGUCAAAUUCCCUGAUUCCUAUAGUGGAAAAUGGGAAGAAAACUUUGACGAUUGGGAAGCCAAUGUGAAGACCUAUGUGCAUCUGCAAGAGGUCUCCCCGGAUCAGCAUGUUCUAAUUGCGAUCCACGCGCUUAGAGAUGAGGCUGCCAGCUUCGCAAGGUCCCUAGUUCGUGCUGCCAACUGCAAUGAUGAUGCAGUUGCGUACUCGUCGUUCACUCCCCUCGUCGAUUUCCUGAAGUUGCUGCGCGAGCGAUUUGCUGAUGUUGCUCGUAGUGUUAAAGCCUCAGAUAGGCUGCAGACGAUCCACUCUCGCCAGUGGAAGAGUGCUAGGGCACUCAAGAGCACAAUUGAUGAAUUAGUGGUCUUGGAGAAGCUGAGGGAAGCUAACUUCAAGAUCAACGCAAAGAAGUGCGAAUGGGCAAAGACCCAAGUUUUGUAUUUAGGCCAUGUCUUAGACGGAGACUGCAUCAAGCUCGAAGACAGCAAGAUUGCAGCGAUUAGAGAUUGGCCGACACCGCAUACGUUGACAGAGUUGUGGUCGUUCUUAGGCCUAGCAAACUACUAUAGGAAGUUCGUGAGGAACUUCUCCACCAUCGCUGCGCCCCUUCGCAGAUUGCUAAGGAAGGAGACCAUCUGGAAGUGGGAUAAGGACUGCACAUCUGCUAUGAAGAAGUUGAAACAGGCGUUGAUCGAAUAUCCAGUCCUUAAAGUAGUCGACCCGUCCUUGCCCUUUGUCGUCAUUACGGACGCUAGUCAGUACGGCAUAGGUGCUGUGUUGCAGCAAGACGAUGGCCAUGGUUAUAGGCCCGUAGAGUUCAUGUCCGCCAGAAUGCCUUCAGAAAAGGUCGCGACAUCUACCUAUGAGAGAGAACUCUACGCUCUCAGGCAAGCCUUAGAACAUUGGAAACACUACUUGCUUGGGAGACACUUCAAAGUCUAUUCCGAUCAUGAGACGUUGAGAUGGUUAAAGACGCAGGCCAAGAUGACACCUAAGCUUACUAGGUGGGCCGCAGAGAUAGAUCAGUAUGACUUUGAGCUCAAGCCAGUCAAGGGAAAGUAUAACGUAGUUGCGGAUGCUCUGAGUAGGAGAGCUGAUUACUUUGGGGCAAUAGUGCAUUACCUAAACAUAGGGAAGGACCAGCAGCAGAAGAUUAGAGAAGCCUAUGCGCAGGAUCCUAUCUAUAGUGACCUCCUCAAGAAGGUCAAGGAGGCCCCAGAGACUGAGCCGAACUACCGCACUACUGAAGGGUUGCUCUUUGAGAAGACUAAUGUAUUUGACCGCCUGUGCAUCCCCAAUAGUGAAGAGGUCCGUAGUCUGAUCUUGGGAGAAUGCCACGACACAGAGGGUCAUUUUGGUUGGCAAAAGACUUCAGCCAAUCUGAUGCGCGCAUACAUGUGGCCAGGGAUGAAGAAUGACUGCGUAGAUGAAGACUCCUACUGUGAUUGGCCAUCAAAGCAAAAGAAGCUGGGAAGAGAAACGGUAUACAAGUGGGAGGAGAAGACUGUGAUGGUGGAGAGGGGAGGGGUGGAGAAAGCUGGCGGCAAGAUUGUCGGCGGGAAGGAGGAUGAUGACGAUGGCGUGGCAGCUGGAGGACGACGAAGACGCGGCAGCAGGGGGACAACGAUGGCCGGGCAGCGGGGCGACGACGACGGUGGCAGCAUGACGACGGCGACGAAGGCACGGCGGGAGGGCGGUGGCGUCACGGGAGGGCAGCGUCGUCACGGGAGGGCGGUGUUAUCACUGGCGCCUGGAGGAGGGUAGGAGAGUGGAGGGCGGAGGGCGGAGGGGCACGGGGCGGGAGGCAGAUCGGCUCGGGAUUCAAAUUUGAAUCCUGGGAGCCACAAUCGC